AUGCCGAUGCCGAUGCCGACGCGUCUGACGAAGACGACGCCGACGACGCGCGCGAGACACCGCGCGGGACGAGGGACGCGCGCGAGACGCGGCGCGACGUCGGCGUCGACGCGCGAGGACGUGCGGGACAUCGCGCGCGACAUCGCGACGGCGACGCCGACGUCGCGCGCGCACUCGUUGGCGGAUUGCGCGUACGCGACGGCGACGACGUCGGCGACGAUGCGAUUGCGAGAUCGCGUCGCGUGCGCGCUCGCGGCGACGGCGAUCGAGGCGGUGGUGGCGUCGGGGAUGGAUCCCGCGGAGGGUGGAUUCGGGGCGGAGGACGAGGAUUUUCGAGGCGCGGAGAGUUUGUUGAUUUCGCUCGCGCUCGAGGAGGCGAUGAAGAGGAACGGCGAUCGGCGCGAGGUGCGAGUGCGCGUGGGGUACGCGCUGUGCGCGAUGACGGAGGACGCGAGCGAGGCGACGGCGCACGCGUGGUUGGAGAUCGAGGGCAAGGUGCUCGACGUGUGCUCGCCGGGGAUGAUUUUGUGCGAAGCGGCGCGACGGAGCGGCGUGGAUUACGACGAUCGAGACGCGAUGACGGCGCAGUUCGGUGCCGAGGCUUUACUCGCGGCGGGGUACGCGCCGGCGACGAAGGAGCGGCCGAUGCGACACCGUCCGCUCACCGUGCUCAACGUCGCCGUGCCCCUGGGCGGCUCGCGCGGCGCGCGCGAGAAGACCAAACCGGGAUACGGUCUGACUUUAAAGCCACCUCCGGCCGGCGUUCGCGGCGCGGCGAACGCUCAAAAACGCGUCGAAUUCUUCCAAUCUCAAGUCUUAGCCGCGGGCGUGUUGGGAAUCGAAAAGUUUAAAGACGCGGCGCCGCCGGCGGCGCGCGCCGCGUACGAACGCAUCGUCGCCGCGCGCGUCGAAACCGUGCGCUCGAGAGAGGACAGGCUCGAGCGCGCGAUCGCCCCUGCUCGCCCCUAA
Ostreococcus lucimarinus CCE9901 is the source of this 969-nucleotide messenger RNA. RefSeq lists its product with no specific name. The record is from RefSeq and is a predicted model, not a curated record. Lineage: Eukaryota; Viridiplantae; Chlorophyta; Mamiellophyceae; Mamiellales; Bathycoccaceae. The coding region runs from base 1 to 969 and encodes 322 amino acids. The transcript has a single exon.